Phaeodactylum tricornutum CCAP 1055/1 is the source of this 1487-nucleotide messenger RNA. RefSeq lists its product with no specific name. Lineage: Eukaryota; Bacillariophyta; Bacillariophyceae; Surirellales; Neidiaceae. The transcript is spliced from 3 exons. The record is from RefSeq and is a predicted model, not a curated record. Bases 182 to 1264 code for a protein of 360 amino acids.
GUCAAGCGACAGGACAACGAUGAAUGGAAUCAUAGUCCGAAAUUGUAGUGCCGAUGAACAGAGCACCACGUGGAUAUUAAAAGAAUCCCAAUCGUAGAUCGACUCCCGAUUCGAUUGUUGACAGAGCUGAUCUGCUUCCAGUUAGUGCGCAACUCCAGUUGCUAGCGUUAAAAACAACCUAAUGAGCAAAGGGCUCUUGCAAGAGAGAUUGCUCGCUUGUGCGACCGGACAUGAGAGUAUGCAAUUCUCACCAACGCCGCUGGAAGAGCCGCGGUGGGAUCGCACGGUGAAAGUCGUCGUCUCUCCCGCCACGGCUACGGUCUCGAGACCUUCUACAGAUCGCGCGACGGAACACGACAGCCAUGAGGGCAACGGGGACACGCCCAUGGAUAGGCCGCUAAAUCCGAUAGUCGGUUGUUUGAGCAUGGAAGCCGGAGAACCUACUCAACAAGCAGAACACGCGGGAGUUGGCGAGGAGGUGUUGGAAAAGACGGCCUAUGUGGAGGAAGGAGCAUCAGUGCUAGGAGCCGAGACGCUUGUUCCGGAUGCUGCCUCUGAAGAUGAGCGCGAUGUUCCGAUGAUCACGACAACAAUUCCAGCUUACGCAAUUCCACCAAUAUCCGUGCCGAGCAACCAAAAGAACACGGACGUUGAUACGAACACGACUGAAGUACCGCCCUUUGCCAUGGGAGAUCACGUGUAUCGCUUGACGGGACCGUUUGGAUUCUCCCAGCAUCACGGCAUCGUACUGACUUCCCCCCACACAGCCGAACUCGAAAAAGCCGACGUGGAGGCUUUGGAGUCCGUCGAUAAUCACGAGACGCCCAAAAAAACUGACGUCGCACUCACCUCACAGUACGUUCGAGAGUAUCGCACGUCCGAUUCCACGGUGACUUGGCACAAGGUACAGUAUCACGCACGCUGGCUGCGCCGUCAUUUCGGUCGUAGUGGAACGUGUACCGCAGCCGCAGCCGACGCUCCGGGUAUGGUUCGAGCCCGGGUGGACUUUCUUUUGCAUCACCCCGAGGCCUUACCGCUUUAUCACAUGCUCCAAGCCAAUACGGAGUGUGUCGCGGUUUGGUGUCGAACUGGUACAUGGGCUACGUUGCAAGCCACGUCUUGGUUAGCCGUGACGGCGGCGGGACAAGCCAAGUCGGCCGCGACGCUAGCAACCGUCGCCGCGUCCACCACCGUCACUGUUCCUGCGGCCGGACUCUGGGGUUGGAUGGGCUACACCUCCCAGGCUAGUUUGGCCGUCACCUAACCGCACCUUCUACCGGCCAUUGCCGCCUACGGAGCCGUGACGGUGGGACUCCCGCUGUUGUUUCUCCAAAAGGCCAAGCAAAAAUGGAAAGACGUCACGGUUCAACUCAAUACGGCCUUUUGGGACUGGGCUCAGUCGUCGGAGGACUUUGUCGAGUCUCUGCUGCAGUGGAGCAGCCAACACGAUCCUGUGGUUCUUGUCGACUAAAGAGACAGGAUCAAUG